Tilletiopsis washingtonensis is the source of this 3509-nucleotide messenger RNA. RefSeq lists its product as hypothetical. The record is from RefSeq and is a predicted model, not a curated record. The coding region runs from base 57 to 3440 and encodes 1127 amino acids. NCBI's taxonomy places the organism in Eukaryota, Fungi, Basidiomycota, Exobasidiomycetes, Entylomatales. Gene Ontology annotation, biological process: macroautophagy. The transcript has 5 exons. Gene Ontology annotation, cellular component: fungal-type vacuole membrane.
GCCCUCCACUCCACCCCCAUCGCCGCUCCUUCUCACGCCGCACGCAGGCCCGCGCCAUGCUCGCCUCUCUGCGCCGGCACUCGGCCGCCGGCAGCAUGCGUCUGGCCGCGCUGCUGCCGCUGCUCUGUGCGCUGCUACUCUGCACCGCGCUGCCGGGCCUCCACGUCGGUGCCAGUGCGCAGCCGCAGCAGCAUGCCUUCCUGCCCGCCUCGCUCGCCGCACCUCUCACUGCCGACGACGCCCCGCACGGCGCCGGCGCCAACCUGCUCGACCUGCUCUCCGCCUCGCGCAACCACACGCUCUUCGUGCGCAUGCUGCAGCGCACGCGUCUCGUGCCCACCAUCAACCGCCUCAUGCUGCUCGACGACGGCAGCGGCCUCACCAUCUUUGCGCCGACCGACGCCGCCGUGCUGCGCCAGCGCGACGCGGAGCGCGAGCUACGCAUGCGUGCUGCGCAGGGCGCUGCGUUCAGAGAUGACGACGGCUUCGAGAUGCGGAGCCCUGCGUGGCCGUACCCGCGCCAGGCGCGCAGCGUGUGGGAGUGGGCCGUCGAGCUGGCCGCUCAGCCCGAGAUGGCGCCGGCUGAAGCUGCAGCACUCAGCGUGCCAGUCUGGACCGAUGCUCGGCGCGAGGAGCAGUGGCACACGCUGGACAAUGUGCACGCACUGCUGCGCACGCAGCUGCUGUAUCACAUGCUCAACUACACGCUGCCGUACGACGUCUUGGCACUCGGCGCCGGCGGGCGACCUCUGCCGCCAGUGGGGCACGCAGACAUGCUCACGACGCUCCACCGCCCCUCGAGACGCACGCUGCACACGCCCACGCGUCCCGGACCGGUGCCGCCGCCGCCGAGCUCGCCGCCGCACCCGGGCGCCGAAGAGGACGAGGGCGGCCUGCUGGGCGGCCAUGGCCAGCGUCUGCGCUUGGCGCAGCGUGAGCAGAAGGACGGCGCGCCGCAGGUCUGGAUCGGCACGGACUCGCGAGGCCAGGGCGGCGCGCAGGCGGUGCGCUUCGACACCAGCUCGCACAGCGGCACGCUUGUCUGGCUUGACGGCGUGCUCUCGCUGCCGCCGGAUCUUGAGACGGUGCUGCAGACACACCCUGCGCUCGGACAUCUGGCCAAUCUGAGCUCCGCCUCGCUGCUGAGCACGCUCUGCGAGACAGCGCACACGACGUUCUUCCUCCCAGAAGCGGGCGCCUUUGAUGCGCUCAGCAGUCUGGAGCGCAGCUUCCUGCGCGGGCCGUGGGAGCUGGCCGUGCAGGACCGCGUCAAGCUGAUUGGCUGGCACAUGAGUGGCCUCGGCGUGGGAGAGGGACGCAUCGGUUAUGCUGAGCGGCUGAGAGAGGCGGGCGUGAACAUCACGACCACGCUGGGCGGCGAAGUGCCCGUCUCGACGCUCGACAACGGCACCGUCGUCAUCAACCACUCCCGCAUCGUCGAGGAGGACAUUCUCGUCGAGAAUGGCGUGGUCCACAUCGUCUCCGACCUGCUGCUCCCCGGCGGCUCCUUUGGCAUGACGAUUGAGAAGACGCUGCUGGCGCUCAAUGCCAGCCGCUUCGUGGCGCUCAUGCACUCUGCCGGCCUGUCUGCCUACAUCGACGAGGACCCGCGCGACCCGGAUCACGACGCGACCAACGCCUCGUGGACGUUCAUGGUGCCUCGCGACGACGUGCUCGACGAGUGGCUGGCACAGCAGGAUGCGCAGCGCGCCUACCACGCCAACACGUGGCGUCUUCCCGGCAUUGAUGCGCUCGACAAGUCUGGCCCACUGAACGGCACGCGUCUGCUCGAACUCAUGCGGUACCACGUGGCGCCGAGCAAGCUGACGCCCGCCAAGCUGAGCGACGGCAUGCUCAUCGAGACGGAGCUGCGCGACGCCAAGCUCAAGGAUGCCCGGCAGCGCCUUGCGGUGGCCGUGGCGGAGCGCAAGGGCUCGGAGAGCGCACAUCAGGGCAACGGAGAUGUGGCGUUUGGCGAUGCAAACGUCAUUGCGGAGCCCGUCGAGGUGGGCGGCAGCGUCAUCUAUCUCAUCUCCCAGCUCCUCUCGCCGCCGCUCAACCCGAUCCAGACCGCCGUCUCGUCGCUCAGCCUCUCCACUUUCGUCGCCACCGUGUUCAGCGCCGAGCUGGACAAGGCGAUCAAGAGCGCGCCGGGCAUCAGCUACCUCGUGCCGCACAACGAUGCGUUCGAGGCACUCGGCCUCGCCAUGCCCUACCUGCUGCUGCCGCGCGAAGAAUCGCGCGCCGAGCUGCGCUCCGUCGUCGAGUACCACGCGCUGGAUCGCAUCGUCUAUCUCGCCGACUUUGCCAAGGGCUCCACGCGCUACCCCACGCUCGAGGGCAGCUCCAUCUGGGCCGGCCGCUCGGAGAAUGGCACCAUCGAGGUGCGCCGCGGCCUCGAGGGCCGCAAUGCGCGCGUCCUGCGCGGCGACCUCCUCACGAGCACGGGCGUGCUGCAUGAGAUUGACCAGGUCGAGCUGCCGCCGACGCUCGACCUGACGAGCGACAAGCUGAUGCGCGGCGCAAAGGCGGGCACGAUGCGCAGCCUCAUCAUGGCCUCGGGCUACGGCUGGAUCUUGAACGGCACGGCGCCCGACUCGCCGGAGAAGGCAGCACAGCUCGAGUCGGCCAUCUCCGUGCGCGGCGAGAAGGGCAACCACGGCCGCCGCGGACAGAAGAAGCGCCAUCGCAAGCGCGACAAUCUCUUUGCUGAUGGGCAUCAGUCGUACAUCAUCCUCUGCCCGACGGAUGCGGCCUUCGCGCACGUCAAUCUCUCCUACUACCUCAACUCGCCCGACGCGCUCAACGAGCUCGUGCAGCUGCACAUUCUGCCGUCGCCGGCCGAUGAGACGCUGGCGGGCGGCACGGCACUGCGUCUGCCGCUGGCGCUGCGCGACGCCGGCAGCUUUGCCUCGCUGCUCGACCGCAGUCUCGGGGGCCUCAGCCGCUUUGGCCGCAUCAGCUUCCGACGCGACAAGAAGGGCGUGCGGCGCGGCGAUGAGGGAGAGCCGGGCAGCGGAGACGACGACGAUGCGCCGCUGGCCGGCUGGCUCGUGGGCAUCGAGGGCACGCGCGGCACGGACGGCAAGCGGCACUCUGCGCGCGUGCUGGGCUUCGGCCGCGAGAGUCUCUCCAUCUCGCGAGACGACGCCGUGCGCGCUACAGGUGAAGGCUGGACGCUGCGCAAGAGCGGCCAUCGCCUGCCCACACCCAUCGAGGGCGACGAUGCGUGGAACUCGCGCAGCGUCGGCGGCAUCCUGACCAUUGACGCUGUGCUGCAGCCGUACGUGCCGAGCUGGUUCUACCGCUGGGGCUGGAUCGUGCUUGUCGUGCUCAUGGUGCUUGUCAUUCUCACUGGGAUGGGCUACGCGCUGUGGCGCUGGUGGCACGCCGACGGCCGCAUCCGCCUGCCCGAUGCGCUCGAGGGCGAGGAGGACUAGUCGCCUCUCACGUCUCCACGUCUCCACGCCACGCUGCAGGCCGUGACAAGCAAAUGUACUUGUAUUCAG